AUGGAGGACCUGCGCUCUUUUACGGGCCUCUUCCAGAUGCUGCUGGUGCUGGGGUUCGGGGGGAACCUCCUGGUGGGAUUCCAGAUCGCGGUCGUCGGCUUCCCUUCGGCGUUCAUCAAGGACUUCAUCAACGAGACCUCCUCGGGACCGACCGCUGCCCCUCGAGAGCAGACCCUCCUCUUCCUCUGGUCCCUGGUGGUCUCCAUCUUCGGCAUCGGGGGCCUCCUUGGGUCCCUCGCGAGCGGGUGUCUGGCCCUGUGGUUUGGCAAGAAGCGGACACUCCUGGGCAACGACCUCCUUGUCCUGCUCGCCUCCUUCCUCCUUGCCUUCAGCCAAAGCGCUGCUUCCCUCCCGAUGCUCCUCCUCGGCCGGUUCCUCUUCGGAGUCGGCGCCGAAUUCCAUAAUGUUUUGCCACCAUGUUGUGUCUCCUUGACCUUCCCGUCUUUCGUCCCUUCCUUCCUUCCUUCGUUCCUAGGCGUUUCGAUGGCUGUCCACCCGCAAUAUGCCGGGGAGGUCUCCCCAAAGAGGCUUCGGGGUUUCGCCAACGCAACGUCCGGCUUCUUCUGGUCCUUUGGGAAAUCCUUGGGGCAAAUAUUAGGACUCAGGGAGCUCCUGGGGUCGCAAGGGUCGUGGCCUUUCCUGUUGUCCUUUGUCGGGGUCGCGGCCUUUGCCCAGCUGCUGACCUUGCCCUUCUUCCCCGAAUCGCCUCCCUUCCUCUUGAUUCAGAAGAAAGACGAAGAGGGGUGCCGGAAAGGAGAAGAUGGGGGUCUGCGCUCUUUUACGAAUCUCAAGAUGUCAAUAAUGUUAUUGAUUGAUGGAUGGGUUAGGGGCCACGAAACCAAUCAAUCAAUGGGUUGCCUAUGGAAGACUAUAAAGAUCACCCACCCACUUACCCCCAAAGCCUUGCAGAGACUGUGGGGUCCUGGGGCCCACGAAGAAGGCCUGGCCGAGCUCAAGGCGGAAGCGACUCCGGACCCCCCCUUGAGCCCCUUGGCGCUGCUGAGAGACCCCGCCCUCCGGCCCCAGGUGCACAUCCUGGCCGCCUCCGUCCUCACCUUGCAGCUCUGCGGCAUCAAUGCGGUCUAUUUCUACACUUCUGAUGUCUUCCGCACUUUGGGGUUCAAGGAGGACCUGAUCCCUUACGUGUCCCUCGGAGUCGGAUUCUGCGAACUGGCUUCGGCCGUCCUUUGCGUAAGAAAGAGUCCCCGUGGGGAGAGAGAGAGAGAGAGGGCGGAAUACAAACACAGCCUUUCGUGACCGCUUCCCCCUUUCUCCGGCUCUGAGACAGAGACCUGCUUCCUCCCUUCCCCGGCUCUAACUGUAAUGCUCUCCGGUGGUCUUCCUCCUCCUCCUCCUCCCUCCUUUCUUCAGGCGCUGACCAUUGACCACUUUGGCCGCCGGGUCCUCCUGUGGGGCGGCUGCGGGGCCAUGUCCGCCACCCUGGGGCUGCUGACCCUUGCGCUCGGCCUCCAGGAUCGUCUCCCCUGGGCCUCCUGUGCCAGCGCCGCCCUUGUUUUCCUCUUCGUCGUCGCCUUCGGAUUGGGGCCUAACGGGGCUGCCAUGUCCGUCAUGAUGGAGAUUUUUCCUCAUUCAUCCCGCCCCUCGGCCUUCGUGAUUGGCGGUUGCCUCAACUGGGCGGGGCUCUUCCUCAUCGGGAUCACCUUCCCAUUCGCCGUGGGUGCCUUGGGGCCAUUCGUUUUCCUCAUAUUUGCCGUUGCCAUGGCAGCCUCCGGGACCUUCUUCUUCCUCUUCCUCCCGGAAACGAAGGGGAAAUCCUUGGCGGAAAUCGAUGCCGAGUUCAAGGCGGACCCGAGGCCGAGAAGCAAGAUGGCCGCCGUCUUCCGGAAGGGCUUCCGGAAAGAUCUAUCCCCCUACGAGAACUUCUGAAUUGUUUUCUGUGUAUUUGGUUUCCAGAUUUGUAAUGUGUCAAUAAACAAAUUGUAAACAA
Molecule: messenger RNA, 1948 nt
Organism: Anolis sagrei ordinatus
Lineage: Eukaryota; Metazoa; Chordata; Lepidosauria; Squamata; Anolidae
Source: RefSeq, a predicted model, not a curated record